AUGUCUGAUGCUACUGACUCAAAGAUAAGUAGCAAUGAGUAUGCGUUUCCUAGAGGAGGAGCUACCGGUUUGACUCCAUUAGAGGUGAAGGAGAUUUCCAAUGAAGCAACCAAGGAUGUGCUAUUUGAAGUAGCUAGUGCAAACAAAAGGACCAGUAAAGCAACUGAUUCAAACACUCCCAGAAAGAAGCAACGAACCAGUAAAAAGCAAGGACCAAAAUCGAAACAAUCAAAAGAAGAAGAUGAGACUGAGGACGAGAAGAAGGUUCCGAUUGAAUACUUGUCAUUUAAGAAUCUUGCACCAGGAUCGUUUGCUUUUGGACAAAUUCAGGCAAUCUACAAGUUGGACAUUGUGUUGGCUUUGGAAAACAAUUUGGUUGGAUAUGUACCCAUUACUUCCAUCAGUUCACACAUUACUGAACUUAUCAACAAGUACGAGGAGGAAAGCGAAGAGGAGGAGGAGGAGGAGGAAGAAGAAGAACAAGACGAAGAUGAUGGUGAGGAAGAAGGCGGUGCUUUGAUAAGUUCAAAGCCUACAAGAGAAUUUCCCGACUUGAAAGCUAUCUUCAACAUUGGGUCAUGGUUGAAGGCAAAAGUCGUGGGGACCGAGAUUGGUAAUAAAAAGAGAAUAGAAAUGAGCAUUGAACCCGAGUUGGUCAAUGCUAACCUCGAGAAGGAGGACUUAGUCCCAGGAAAUAUCUUGCUGUGCUCGGUGAAGUCCGUUGAAGACCAUGGGUUGAUAUUGGAGUGUGGCAUCGACGGCCUCUCAGCUUUUGUUUCAAACAAGGAGUUAAAGAAUGCCGGUUUAGAUCCGAACGACUUCAAUCAAGGGUCAGUUCUUACUACAGUUAUCAUAUCCAAGCCUUCAGGAAGAACUAUUACUGUCAAACCAGCUGUUGCGUCUACUUCCAAAAAGCUCACUUCCAUAACUACAAUUUCGUCUGUUGACGCCAUACAAGUUGGUGCUACUGUGGACGCUCUAGUGAGUGAAGUCACAGAAUCUGGUAUCACUGCAAGGGUAUUUGGACUUGUGGAUGGUACUAUAAAUUUAUCUGAUUUGCAAGUUUUCAGUGUGGAAGAAUUGAAGCACAAAUUUGCUAUUGGAAGCAACGUCAAAGCUAGAAUCAUGGCGAUUUUACAAAAGGGUGGUGUUCGUAAGUUGGUGCUUUCGUUGAUUUCACAUACAUUGAAGAUGGAGGGUGGUGAUGCCAAAGGCGAAGCUCUCGAGGCUUUCCCCGUGGGACACAUUUUUGACAUUGCAGAGGUACUUGGCUCCGAUCGAGAAUAUAUAUACGUCAAGCUCGGACUUUCAAUUUUUGGUCAAGUUCACAACUCCAACAUAGAUGAGACAAAGACAUUGAUUGAUUACAGUGUUUCUAGUAAACACAAAGCCAGAGUCAUUGCAUACAACAUGGUUGACAAUUUGUAUGUCUUAACCUUUAAGCCUUCCACAAUUGAAGCACCAUAUUUGAGUGUCAGAGACAUACCAAUCGGAACUAUUUUACCCGGUUGUGUCAUUACUGAGGUUUUACCCGGCUCGGGUGGAAUUCAAGUCAAGUUUCUUGAUGAUUUUCAAGGAUUCAUUCCACCGAACCAUAUGUCAGAUAUUAAAUUAGUGUAUCCAGAGAGAAAAUUCAGAGUUGGCUCCAAAGUUAAAGGUAGACUUUUAGCACAAAAGGGAAAGACGCCAUUGAUAACAGUGAGAAAAUCCUUAGUGAAUUUAGACGGCGAGGAUAUUCUUUCCAAUUUCGAUAACGCAAAAAUUGGCUUGAGAACGAAUGCCACAGUGGAAAAGUUUGUUCACGGAGGUGUUAUAGUUUCAUUUUUUGGAACACUUCGGGCUUUUUUACCCAAAAAUGAGAUUUCAGAGACUUUUGUCGAUGAUGCUUCCAAGUACUUGAAGCUUGGACAAGUGGUAAAUGUCAAGAUAUUAGACAUUAACAAUGACGAGCGACGUUUGGUGGUGACAUUGAAGCAAUCGAGCCAGUUGUCCACGUCACAAAAGUCUGAGAUUUCUAGUUUGAUACCUGGUAUUUCCAUUGUUGAAGCUGUUGUUGUUGAAAAGAAGAAUGACUCGGUAUUGAUUGAGUUAGUGGGCUCAAAUCUUAGAGGAGUGGUUCAUGAUGGCCAGCUUAGUGAUGGAAACUAUGAACAAAAUAGGGCCCUUUUCAAGAAACUUGAAGUAAGUUCGCAAGUAGAAGUUUUAAUUUUGGAAAAGGAUUUGAAAGCCAGAACUGUUAUCGCAACCGCUAAAAAGUCGCUUAUUGAGGCAUCCAAGAAGAAGCAAUUGCCCGCCGAUUUCGAUGAUGUUCAAGCCAAUAAAAUCAUCAAGGGUUACGUCAAGUCGGUUACAAAUCUAGGGUUGUUUGUAACUUUCACUGGAAGGUUGACAGGGUUGAUCUUGGCCAAAUAUGUUUCCAAGAAUGCGCAUGAAGAUUUGUCAAAAAGGUUUUACAAGUACCAAUCUUUGACAUGUCGUGUUUUGAGUGUAGAUGCCGAGAAUAGAAGGUUUUUGCUAACUAUUGCUGAUACCAAAGACACCAUAGGAGACAGCUUGACCAACCCGGUUGAUUCGACGAAAAAGACAAUCGAGGACUAUGCACCGGGCUCUACUACUAGAGCCAUUAUCAAAUCGGUUAAGGGUACCCAGUUGAAUGUGAAAUUAGCGGAUAACUUGAAUGGGCGUGUUGAUGUGACUCAAUGUUUCAAGUCGAUAAAGGACAUCAAGAAUUCAUCACAGCCAUUAUCGUCCGGAUUCAACAAGGGCGAUGUGCUUGACGUCAAGGUCAUCGGUGUUCAUGAUGCCAAAAACCAUACCUUUUUACCAAUCACCCACAAUAAAGUCAACAAGCAAACCGUUAUAGAAUUGUCUUUGCAAGAUGCGCAAGUUCACAAAAAGCAUUUGAGUGAAUUGAAGCUUGCUGAUGUGAAAAAGGGAGAUGAAUUGGUUGCAUUUGUCAACAAUAUUGAUCGUGGGUUUGUUUGGGUUUCUAUAACUCCAUCCAUCAAGGGUCGUGUAUCAUUUAUGGACUUGUCUGAUGAUGGUUCUAUUUUCCACAAUUUUGAAAACAGAUACCCAAUUGGUGCAGCAAUUCAAGUAAAAGUGAAAGAAGUUGAUAAUGAGCAUCACACAUUGGCUUUGGUAUCGAGGAAGAGAUUCAUUCAUAAAUUUGAUGACGUUGAAAAGGGCAAGACGUAUCCUGCACGUGUCAUCAAAGUCAAGGAUCUGUACGUGUUGGUAGAUCUUGGUGACAAGGUGAUUGCUUCAUCCUUUAUCACCGAUGCUUUAAAUGACUACUCGGACAAGUUAGAACAUGCUUUCCAUGUCAAUGAGUACGUGGGGGCCAAAGUGUUGGAUAUCGAUCAAGAUGAACAAAAGAUUUCUGUAAGUUUGAGGGAUGAAGCACACACGACUGAUAGAACAAUCAACUCAUUUGAGGAUUUGUCUAGAGGUAAUAUUGUUAAGGGCUUUGUCAAGAAUGUCAACACCAAUGGUGUUUAUGUCUCCUUGGGAAGGUCGGUUUUUGCAUUAGUGAGAGUAUCUGAUUUGAGCGAUUCGUAUUUGAAGGAUUGGAAGAAAUUCUUCAAGCCAAAUCAACCAGUUACUGGUAAAAUUGUCAGUUGUAAAGAAGAAGGACGGAUUUUAAUGACUUUGAAAGAAAGCGAGGUUAAUGGAGAAUUGAAAACGAUGAAGAGAUUUGAGGAUUUGUCAGUGGGUGAUAUUUUCGAAGGUCAUGUCACAAAGACGACGGACUUUGGUGUGUUUGUGAAGUUGGAUGGAACUGUCAAUGUUAGUGGAUUGUGUCACCACUCGGAAAUAUCAGAGAAUGACGUCAAGAAUGUGAUGGCGUUAUUUGGAGAGGGAGAUCGUGUUAAAGUGAAGAUUUUGAAGAUUGAUCCAGCAAAGAAGCAAUUAUCUUUGGGAAUGAAGGCUUCUUAUUUCGAUGAUAAACUUGAAAAAGGGGAUGUUGAAAUGGAGAAUGCAGAGGAAAUUGACGACGAUGAGGAUGAUGAUGAACAAGAAGAAGAAGAAGAUAGUGGAGAGAGUGAAAAUGACGAUGUAAUUGUCGAUGCUGAGGAUGAUAACGAUGAUGACGAUGAUGAGAACGACGAGGAAGAGGACGAAGAGGACGAAGAAGACGAGUCUACAAACUCCCAAACUAAUGCAUUAUCCACCAAUGGUUUCGAUUGGACAGCAUCCAUUCUCGAUCAAACCGAAGAUCAAGACUCUUCAUCGGAAGACGAAGACUUCAUGAGUAGUAGUGGAAAGAAGAAAGCACGCAAGCAGCAGCAAAAGCAAAAGAAAGUGGAGGAUAAAACCAUUGAUUUAAACACUCGUGCGCCACAGUCAGUUUCUGAUUUUGAAAGAUUGUUGAUUGGUAAUCCCAACAGUUCUAUCUUGUGGAUGAAUUAUAUGUCAUUUAAUUUGCAAUUGAGUGAGGUUGACAAGGCAAGACAAAUUGGUGAGCGUGCUUUGGAAACCAUCAAUUAUCGUGAAGAACAAGAGAAGUUGAAUAUUUGGAUUGCUUUAUUGAACUUGGAAAAUACAUUUGGUAGUGAUGAGAGUUUGAAUGCUGUUUUCAAGAAAGCGUGUCAGUACAUGGAUUCAUUUACAAUUCAUCAGAAAUUGGCAAGUAUAUUGAUUAUGAGUGAAAAGUAUGAUGAAGCACGUGAGUUGUUCAAAUCUAUGGGCAAGAAAUUUGGUCAAAAUGUUACAACGUGGAUCCUGUACGGAUCAUUUUUAUUGGACCAUCAAGGUUCGAGUACUGAGGCUCGUCAGGUGUUGGCGAAAGCUUUACAAGUGUUGCCUAAACGAGACCAUAUUGAAGUUGUACGAAAGUUUGCUCAAUUGGAAUAUGCCAAGGGAGAUGUGGAGCAAGCAAGGUCGUUAUUUGAAGGGUUGAUUGCUGACGCACCGAAGCGAAUUGAUUUGUGGAAUGUGUACAUUGAUCAGGAAAUUAAGCAUGGUAACCACGACGGUGAGAGAGAAGAAGGUGUUGAUGAUAAUCAGCAACAUAUUGAGAGUUUGUUUGAGAGAGUGAUUGAGAAUAAAAAAGUGUCACGCAAGCAAGCCAAAUUCUUUUUCAACAAGUGGUUGCAAUACGAAGAAGGGAAAGGUGAUGAAAAGAUGGUUGGCAAAGUCAAGGCUAAAGCAAUUGAGUAUGUGCGUGAAAACGAGCAGUGA
Messenger RNA from Lodderomyces theae, 5184 nucleotides. RefSeq lists its product as uncharacterized. The coding region runs from base 1 to 5184 and encodes 1727 amino acids. The transcript has a single exon. Gene Ontology annotation, molecular function: RNA binding; protein binding. NCBI's taxonomy places the organism in Eukaryota, Fungi, Ascomycota, Pichiomycetes, Serinales, Debaryomycetaceae. The record is from RefSeq and is a predicted model, not a curated record. Gene Ontology annotation, cellular component: small-subunit processome; nucleolus. Gene Ontology annotation, biological process: rRNA processing.